Penicillium alfredii is the source of this 4374-nucleotide messenger RNA. RefSeq lists its product as uncharacterized. The record is from RefSeq and is a predicted model, not a curated record. Gene Ontology annotation, cellular component: P-body. NCBI's taxonomy places the organism in Eukaryota, Fungi, Ascomycota, Eurotiomycetes, Eurotiales, Aspergillaceae. Gene Ontology annotation, biological process: deadenylation-independent decapping of nuclear-transcribed mRNA. Bases 1 to 4374 code for a protein of 1457 amino acids. Gene Ontology annotation, molecular function: protein binding. The transcript is spliced from 4 exons.
AUGUCUACCCCCAAUGAUCUCCAGGCUCUCUUGGCCAGUAUCCGGCCCCGUCCAUCCCCGUCCAAUUCUUCGGGUCCCGACAAUCUCCAGCCUCGUCAGCCGCACUACCAACCGGGUUUGUUCCCGCCGCAUCCUCAGCAGCCAUACGACGGCCAGAGCUUGCCCCAUCCCCAGCUGCAUGGCUACCAUAAUCCCUCGGUCUCGACAAUUCAGAGUCCUUCCCCGGUGAACACCCCUCCCCACCAUGGUUCUGAUAUCCUGAGUCCCAACAUCCCCACCCCUCGUGGCGACUGGCCCCAGCAGCCGCAGUCCAACAACCCUGACCGUGCUACCGAUCUGUUGAAUCUCCUCAGAUUCAGCCAGGGCUCAGCUGCUCCCUCCCAUGCCCCGGCCCCAACUCCGACCGCAGGCCUUGAACAGCUUCGGUCUCCGCUGGGCUCGGAAGCUGCCACGUCGCAUGGACGAAACAUUUCUGCGUCAAACUUGGUUUCCUCGUUGUUUGGUCAACCGGCGCCUGCUGCUCCCCGGCGGCGCCGCCGCGAAAACACGCAAGAGAUGCUGCUUCGUCUGCUCAAUCGCUCCCAGCCAGGACCCGCUGUGGUGGAAACACCAGCUCUGGUUGCAACUGGCCAAACUUCUCGAGCGACUGUCGAUAAGUCCCAGGAUAAUGGAGCGGACGAGGCGCCUUUGGAAGUUCUGGAGAAGGGUUCUGAGGAACCUGCGAAACUGGAAACGGUCGCACCCUCUACUUCCAAGGACUCCAUGUUCACUUAUGUCAACCCUUUCGAUCAGUUGGCGGCCAUCUCUCCACGCAACAAGUCCCCACAAUCCAAGUCGGGGAGUGCAAGCCCGGCUGUGGAAUUGACCAAGAAGCAGAAAGUGAAUGUUUCGGCGAAUUUGGAACAGACACCAACUCCUGCACCGGCGGAAACCCAACAGCGGAGCAAGUCUCCAAUUCUCGAGGAUGGUCAGAGAGACGCCGUCAAUCAAGUUGUCGGUCGUCUCGUGAAUGAGAUUGGGCGUUCUCUCAGCGAGAGUGAAUCCAAAUCCACGGCGGACGCGAAAGCGGCCGCUCCUACCGCCGAGGAAUCCUCCGAAGCGGUACUCUCGUCCAUCGCCAGUCAUUCGCGAGAUACGGCUGCCGAGGCCCAAGAGGUGGCCGCCCCAAACCAGCCCAAGGAGCCUUUCAAGGAGGAGGUGGUGGAUGCCACUGCGGCUGUUCCCGCUCAAAGCGGCGCUGUUCAUGCCGAAGCCCUUGUUGAUAGCUGGGAGAGUGCUGAAGACAGUGCUGAAAAAGAGGAAGAACGGAUUGUCUCGGUCCAGAAUUUCCCCCUGAGACCGUUCAUUUCCAUUGCCGUGAAGCCCCAAACCGGAAAGUUUCUGGCAUUCCGCGACGAUGGAGUUAUGGAUAUUGCUCGUUUGAAGAAAGAGUUUGAUCAAUUGGACCGCUCUUUGACUGCCGCAACUUCCGAAUACAUCGUUUACGCUCUUGCGAAAGUGGGAGGAAUCCGAAUCAUUCGGCAGGAUGACGGAAGUGACCGGCAGGUCUUCCGCUCUACUCGUGAUCGCGUGUUCAAUGUCACCCUGUGUACGUCGUCCUCCACAAGCGGCGCCUCGGAGGUGCAAGCGAUCCUUGGCAUUGGCAUCAGUGGUGCGGUAUACUGGGCUCUGAUUUCCCGCCCCGAAAAGGACCUGUUUGAUACGGACGCCCUGGAGAGUGAGACUUUGAUCUUCCCGCCUUUCCCGGCCUCAGAUGAGAAUACCUCUGGCGGCCAGCUGAAAACGCGAGCCAAACGGAGCGCUCGUCACCCUGAGUUAUUUGCGAUUGGCCGCGGUAAAAACAUAUACGUGGUUUCCCCCCAGGCGGCCAUGAGCCCCAGCUUUGGUGUCUCCGUCUCUCAACGCACAGUCAACACGGAGAAGUUCUUCAAGGAGCGGGCCCUGAAGAUCUCGACUGGCAAGGCCGGCAAGGAUUUCGCUUUCAGUGACGAUGACACCGUCAUUGCCUCGCUGGAUAAGACCGGCCGACUGCGCUUCUGGGACAUCCGCGAUGUGCUGGAUGACCCGAGCUUUAUCGAAGGUCCCGCUCCCAGUGAGGUUCGGAUUCCCUUGAACACGUUUGUCACCGGCUCUCCAACGGAGAAAUCCUGGCCCACCUCAGUGCUUUUCCUGGAUAAGCUUCGCGCUUAUUCGAAAUCCAUGGCGCUCCGCUAUGUUCUGGUUGGGUUGAAGCAAAACCACACCUUGCAGCUCUGGGAUAUUGGGCUGGGUAAGGCUGUGCAGGAGCUGAAGUUCCCUCACGAGAACGAGUCGGAUGCGAUUUGCAGUGUCGCGUAUCAUCCCGCUUCAGGGAUCAUCGUGGUCGGACACCCUACGCGCAAUUCGAUUUACUUUGUUCACCUGUCUGCGCCGAAGUACAACCUGCCACAGAUGUCCCAGGCGGCAUUCAUCAGGGCCGCCAGCGAGAAGGACAGCAAUCUGCCCAAACCUGAAUCGACCGCAUGUUUGAGUGGGAUCCGUGAAAUCUCGCUUGGCUCCAAGGGCGAGUUGCGCAGCCUGGAACUCUUGCCUAUCAAUAAGUCGGCAACUGAGAAGCGCGGAUCGGAGGACACUGCUCUGUUUGAGCUAUAUGUGAUGCACUCACGUGGGGUGACGUGCCUGAAUAUAAACAAGGAAGACCUGGGUUGGACCCCCGAGAACAAGGUCAUCCGUCCCGUGGAUGCGCUGGGUGCGGGCUUCAUUGAAAUCAACGAACUCCAGUCCUUCCCGAGCUAUGUCACCGAUGAUCCAUCAGUCAAUGGUGAUGCGGCUUCUAUCCCAUCCCGCGCAACGAUCAAAGAGCCUGUGAAGAAGGCAGACAUUGGUGAUUCGGGUGCUGUUCCUUCGCGCAACACCUCGCCAAUCAAACCGUCCAAGAAGAAGGGUGAUGAGUCCGUCGAAGCCGUCUCCACUUCCAACGGAUCUGAGAAGCCUGAGAAGAAGAAGAAAAAGAAGGCUGCCGCGGAGGCUGCGGCGAAGGUCAAGGAGCCUACCGCCACCACGGGCGUUGAGCCUCUUUCUACCCCUGCUACCCAAGCCAAGGAGCAGCCGGAGAACGAAACUCUUGCUUCAUCUGCAGCUGCAAUGAGUGCGACUCAUGCAACGGGCCAUGCACUGUCUGCUGGGCUCAUCCCUGGGCCGCCUGGUGCCGGCAUCUCGAAUGAAGCUUUGAACAAACACCUCGAGUCGCUGCAAAACAGUGUCUCUGGCGAGUUCAACAAGAGCCUUGGCCGAGAAAUUGAGGCAUUGUAUCGCCGCUUCGAUGAGGAUCGUCGCAACUGGGACGCCGCCUCGGCUGCGAAACAGGACCAGGUGCUUCGCCUGGUAUCCAGUACUCUAUCAGACAAUGUUGAGAAGAACUUGGCCCGCAUUGUCUCAAGCAGCAUCCAAACCGAUGUGGUUCCGGCCAUCACUGAUGCCACCUCGAGCACGGUCAACAAGCAGCUUGGAAGCGUCCUCGACGACGAACUGCGUCAGUCUCUUCCCAAGGCGGUCACCCACGCUUUGCAACAUCCGGCGGUCAUGAAGGCCGUGUCGGAUUCGGUGGCUCAGAAACUUGCUCCUCGCAUUGAGAUCGAACUGUCCAAAACCGUGCAGAGCUCCAUCGCCCCCAUGAUCGAGAACCUGACACGCAGCACCAAGAAGGUCGAGGCAGAUCUGGAGCAGAAGUUCCAGGCGCAGAUCAAGCAUUACGAGGCGCAGCGUCAAAGCAACAACGCGAAAAUCGAAGAAAUGUCAGCUCUCCUACGGGGUCUGUCGAAUACUGUCUCUUCGCUGGCUGCAAACCAGGGCCGCCAGAGUGAAAGCUCCAUUCCCCAGCGUCCCUCGGCUGGACGGCCGAGUGAGACCACUGCACGCGUCCCACAGGCGCCAGCGCCUCAGACUGCCCCAGCAACACCUCCUGUGUCGAGGACCGCGGAGGAAGCCGAAUUGGCCGACAUUGCUCGAACGAUCAAUGCUGGUCAGUUCGAAGAGGGUACGAUUAAGUGGCUUCAAUCGAACCAACAGGCCGACCUGUUCGACAACUUCUUCGUUCGCGUUUCUCCGAACUACCUAGCCCGACUCUCUGCAAUCCUCACGCUCUCUGUGGGAGUGGCUGUUACCUCCAGCCUACAGACGAACAUCAUCCAGCGUCUUGGCUGGCUCGACGUGGUGCUGCAUAAUGUGGAUGCCCGGGAUUCCGACCUCCGCGAAGUCGCUCCUCGGAUCAUGGAAGUUCUGACCCAGCGCCUGAACACCCUGUACAUGACGGUUGCCGAGCGCAACCCGCACGACCCCAUUCUUCGCUUGAUCGCGCCCCUGUCUCGUCGAGCCCGGGAGCUGCACGGUUUCUAG